Molecule: messenger RNA, 1044 nt
Organism: Tarenaya hassleriana
Lineage: Eukaryota; Viridiplantae; Streptophyta; Magnoliopsida; Brassicales; Cleomaceae
Product: probable lipid phosphate phosphatase beta
Exons: 3
Coding region: 59-718 (219 amino acids)
Molecular function (GO): sphingosine-1-phosphate phosphatase activity
Source: RefSeq, a predicted model, not a curated record
UUCCUCUUUCCUAUUCGUUUUCUCUUUCCUCGUCAUCUCCAGAUCCCAUCGACGAGAUAUGGCGCCGUCGACGCCCCCGUCGCCGCUCCUCGGCCGCAUCCUUGCGGCGGACGCCUCCGUUUCCGGUGCAAUUCAUACUGCGGCAAAGCCAUUUCUACCGCCGUCGCUCCUUCUCCUCCUGGAGAUCUCUGCUGACUUUCGUUUCUCAUUUCCCGUCUCCCUCUCCCUCCUUCUCUCCCCUCCUCUCCGGCCUUUCCUCCACCCCUUCCUCGUCGGUCUUCUUCUCGAUCUUCUCCUCGUCGGCGCCGUCAAGCUCGUCUUCCGCCGGUCACGCCCCGCCUACAACCAUCCUUCCAUGUCCGCCGCCGUCUCCGCCGAUCACUCCUCGUUCCCCUCCGGCCACGCUUCUCGGGUAUUCUUCGUCGCGGCGGCUGUCCAUUUUUUCUCUUCGGCCUCCGCGGCUCCGGUGAGUGGUAUCGGUUACUCUUUCCUCGACGACUGGGUUAGGGAUCGCGAUGGCGAUGUGAAGGGGGAGGUUGUGGCGGUUUUGUGGGGUUGGGCUUGCGUGACCGCCAUGUCUAGGGUUCUUCUUGGGAGGCAUUUUGUGCUGGAUGUUGCUGCUGGUGCGUGCUUGGGGAUUCUGGAGGCUCUCUUCGUGCUUCGGUUUAUGCGGUUGGAGGAGAUCUUCGGGAGAGGUGCAAAAGCUGCAACUCCGUAGAUGACCACUGCAGAUUCUCAUUGUCAGUAACUUGGGGAUGUUUAAGGUUACUGGAGCGACCAGAGGCCCCGCAUCUGGGUGUUCUACACUCGUGGAGUAAAUUCAGUAAAGUAUAGAUUAUUUUUUUUUGAAACAGCUAUUAUUGAAGGUGCAUGAUUAGUUUGGCCCUUAGCCUACAUGUUUAUUUGUUGAAUUAUAUUUUUCGACAUCAUAUGAUGAAUGAUCCCUUGUUUUUCCUCAAUGUAUUAAUGGGAUUGGCAAGUUGUGACUGAUUGAUUGAUAGUGACAUCAUAAACUUGCUAAAUUAUCGCUGACAGAAUUUGUUA